Molecule: messenger RNA, 4757 nt
Organism: Tigriopus californicus
Lineage: Eukaryota; Metazoa; Arthropoda; Copepoda; Harpacticoida; Harpacticidae
Gene: mus101
Product: DNA topoisomerase 2-binding protein 1-A-like
Exons: 4
Coding region: 131-4699 (1522 amino acids)
Biological process (GO): mitotic G2 DNA damage checkpoint signaling; DNA replication initiation; mitotic DNA replication checkpoint signaling
Source: RefSeq, a predicted model, not a curated record
GUUGCUUUUGAAGUUCAAAGGCGGUGGCGCCACUGACCUCUAGAGCGAAAGAAAGAGCUUAUGGAAUUGUCUGGCACAGACUCGAUAGCCGCAUCGCCGCAUCCGUCAGUCGUCGUCAUCCUAUUGCCACAUGGCCUCACCCCGUUCGACCUUAGGCGUGGCUCCGGCCCCGCCCGAAGCCAAUUUAGGCGUGAGCUUGCGUUUCGUGUUGGCUCAAGGCAAGAAUGAAAGCACUUGCUCGGACGAGAUGAGCGAGGCCUUUGAGGUGGCCCUCAAAAACGACCUGGCCCCACUCUGGAUCCGGGAGAUUGAGGCGCUAGAACUGCCUCUACCGGGCAAAACGGAUGUGUUCGUGAUGGAUCCAUUUUCUGGACCGGCUUUUGAGAAACUCCAGUCGGGCAAAUGCGCCGUGAUCGGUCCUCGUUGUCUGCUCAGUUCGUUAAGCGAGGGCCAAAGCGUACCCGAUCUGCCGUAUCCCGUGUACACCACGGCCAUGCGUGACCUGGUCAUCACAUCCACCGGGUUUGUCAAAGACGACAAGGCCCAAUUGCAACGCUCCGUGGAACGCAUGGGCGGGAUCUACGCCAAUUCGUUUCAUGAGGGCGUCACCCAUCUCGUGGCUGACGUGGUUCGCUCUCGCAAAUAUGAAGUGGCCGUGGAGAAGGAUAUCCCAAUCAUGAGCUCGGAAUGGGUCCAGGUGGUGUGGGAUAAGAGUAAGCACGGGACUUUGCACGCCACGGACAAGCAAUUCGCCAAAUACGCGUGUCCGGCACUCAAAGGCUUGUGUAUUACCGUAUCCCAGAUGUACAAGAAAGACAAGGAUCUGUUGCGGAAAUGUAUCGAAAGCCACGGUGGAAUCUAUUCGCCCGUUUUGGACAUGGAGAAGACGGUGAUUCUCGUGAUUCCAAAAGCCGAGGGCGAGAAAUUCGAUUACGCCCGCAAGUGGAAGAUCCCGUGUGUCAAGCCCGAAUGGGUGUAUGAUUCCAUUUCGAAAGGCUAUUGUCUGCCCACUCUAGACUAUCGUGUUGAAGAAAGAAAAGUGUCUACGCCCACCCGCUCGGAUCGGUCCAUGGCCUCCAAGUUAGACGAAGUGUCUAUGUGUAGCACAAUUCUCGGACCACCCGAAUUGAAUGACGAAACCGUCACAAAGCAUGUGGACGAGACGGUGGGCAAUAACACCACCAUGAAAAGUCCUGGUGCGAAUCGAGGCGAUUUAUCGACUAACACCAGGAAAGCGACCAUCGCCUCUCUUUUCAAUCAAUUGGAUCUCCAGCGCGUGAAAAAGGCCGGCUCCUUCCUUGAGGGAUGUCGAGUAUUCACGAGUGGAUUCACAGAGAGCCAGGAAACCCACUUGAGUCGAGUUCUGCAACAAGCCGAGGCCAUCAAGCACAAUCAGCUCACCGAUUCCGUCACUCACAUGAUUAUUGGCAAGCGAGACCCAGAGCAUUGGCAAUUGCUUCAACGGCACGGCAUUCAACCCUACAAGAUGACCUUGCCAUGGGUGGUUGAGAGUAUGCUCAUGGGUCACCCGGUUCCCGAGGAGGAUUUCCUCUACAACGACAAACGAACCAGUGACACGCAAGUUCUUCCCAAUCCCGAAGAACAACUCACCCAAUUUGAGAAUGACCUGAUGAGCCAAUACCAAGGCAUGGGAUCGGUUAAGCCCACCAAGGAAGACCCCAAGGAUGAAACUAUUCAAUUCAAGGUCAACAACGACGUUAGCCGAGCGGACGGACCAGCGGAAGAGUCGUCAUCCUCGACCCAAGUCGAGCGGUUCCUUCAAGACAAAAAAUUAGCAUUGUCCGGUUUUGACGAGACUACCGAGGCUGAUCUAAGUGAUUGGGUCAGUGAAGCGGGUGGAGAAUUAGUAUUUAGUGACUUCAAGGGAACACUGGACUUCCUAGUGGUGCCGCCCAAUGGGGCCAAUAGUGAUUUCAAGGCUCUAGAGACCGUAACAUCUAUGUGGUUGGAGGAAUGUCUAGACGCGGGACAACUAAUUCCCUUAGAUUAUUGGCAUCGACCUAUGAAACCCCUUCCUCUGGAUCCUCUACCUUGUGAAGGAGUGGUUAUGGGAGUGACCAUUUAUUCUGGACGGGAAAGAAUUUUCAUUACCAAGUUGGCCGAACAGGUGGGAAUGGUGGCUCAAGAGAUUUUUGCCAAACGAGAUAAGGAUGGAGCCAAGAAAUCCACCCACUUGAUUUGCUCCAACUCGGAAGGUGCCAAGUACGAGGCGGCUUUGAAAUGGAAAUUGCCCGUUGUGACCAAGGAUUGGCUUUUGGCCUGCUAUUACCAACGGGAAUGGGUUUCUGAGCGUACAUUCCUCAUUGGAAAAUCCAAUGCUGUUACACCAAACAGGUCCGAAGUGACGCCCGAGGUCCUUGAGCAAGUGAAAAAUGGUCCGAGGGAAUCAAAGGAGACGAACAUUGAACAAAAAGAUGAAACUUUGGAUGACACCAUCUCGUUCAAGACUCCAGUCCAGAGCAGGAUGCAAAAGUCCAAGAAGAUGAUCCUGAACCUAGAGACACCUGGAGAGCAUCUCGACCUUGAGAAGCUCCGUCCGAAGCCCAUGAAUUUCACCCCUUCACCGUCAGUCGGUAACGAGGGUGGCCCAUCUCGUUGGACUGCUGAUUCGCAACCCUCGCCAAGUCAAGGAACGCUCAAACGGAAACGGGAUCUCGAAACUGAUAAUAAUUUGCCAUUCUUCUUGGAUGCCGUGAAAACGCCCAAAACACCUUAUGGGGCCUUUGUCAAUUCAAACCCGUCCACCCAAGUGAAGAAGUUCUGGAAGCGUCAAUGCGACGAGUUGGGACGCUACGAGAUGUCUGAACUAGAGAAAGAAAAUCUACGCGAGGAUCGCGAGAAAAUUCGCGAAAGGUACGAAGAAGUCGACAAAGAGCAAUCCGGAUCCAAUGAUGUGCCCUUGUACAACGCAGAAAUGGCGAAAGAAGAUCAGCAGAAAUCUCGGGCCUAUUUACAGAAGAAAGGCAUUCCCACGAUUGGUCAGGAUGGAAAGAGCUUUGAGGAGCUAAUGGAGGAGAAGAUGGCUAGAUCGGGACGAAGCUGGAAGAAUAUGCCCAAGAGAAGAAAAGUGGAUGAAGAAAGCCCUGAGCGGCCAGACAAAGCCAAAGCGUGCUUAUCUGGUGUGGUGAUUUUUGUGGCGAAGAAACACAGAGAAAUUCAAGCCGAUAUACAUUCCAUCGUCUCAUCAUUGGGAGGAGGAGUAUGCCAUUCCUAUGAUUCGGCUCUUGUGACUCAUGUCAUUUUCUCCGGUCGAGUCAAUGACUUGUGCAAGGAAUAUCGCGUGGCUAAGAAGGAUGGAAAAUUUGUGGUGUCUCCGGAUUGGGCGUACAUGUGUCGUGAUGAAAAGCGAAGGAUCGAGGAAGAUACCUUUCCCCACAGCUUCAAUCCGAAAAAGACCCUCAACAUUACAAUUUCCUCUUCUCAGUCUGUGAAACGUGCCCCUAAAAAGAGUCGGGUGAAGGAAGAUAUGGCUGACGAUACUGAUUGUACGCUGACCAAAGCGCCUGAUGAUACACCCAAUGUGGCUGAUGACAUAUCAAGCCAUCUGGCUAAGAUUGCCGAGAUUGUUGAUGCAUCCAAUGGCAAGGACAAUUCACGACGAAGUAUGCGAAUAUCUUUGACCACGGGUCGUCAAAGUCCUCAUUCCGAAAGUAUUGCCCAUGAGACGACCUUAACGAGGCGAAAUUUAGCGGGAGAAUUUGUGGUCGGUGGAGGGCCCGACUCUCAAGCAGUUCAAUGGCAUGAUCCAAAUGAAGAGGAUGAGAGGGCAAAGUUGAAGGCAAGAAUGGAACUGGAUACGCAAGUUUUGAAAGUUAAUCUUGAGAAAGAAGAAGAGGAGAAGGCGGGCCAGGAUUUGACCAACAAUGACAACACAUCGUCUAGGAAGAGCAACACGAAUCAGCCGACCUUUGGCUCUAUGGAGAUGCCAGACAAUCUCACUGAGUUGAUGGGCGAUGAACAAAACGAAUCUACUAUGCUAUUGCCCGACCGCGUUCCGAAACGCUUCAUGAUGUCUUGCUUAUCAGAGAAAGACCGAGCUCGAUUUGUGACCUUCCUGGAAAAACACGAGGUCGGUCACAGCAACGCUCCGAAUUGCGAUGCCGAUGCCACGCACAUUGUGGCUCCCAAAUUGACCCGCUCAGAGAAGAUGUUGUGCAGCAUUGCUUCGGGCAAGUGGAUCCUUCACCAUUCUUACAUUGACGCUUGCAUUCAAGCCGACGAAGUCCUCGAUGAAGGCCCCUACGAGUGGGGCAAUCCCGGAAACGCUUACUUGAAGGACAUGAACAACGACUUGGAGAGGAAAGUGGCUAUGGCUGGUUAUCGUUGGCGAAUGAGAUUAGGUCGUGAGAAGCGUCAAGGCGCUUACUCGGGCAUCAAGGCCAUUCUGCACACGUCCAAACCCCGCUCCGAGGCUUUCAAGCGACUUUUGUUGAUGGGCGAUGCUCAAGUUUUGGACGUGCUCCCGCCGUAUAGUGAUCCUCAAGGUGCCACUCAUUGCUUCGCGGAGAUGCAGCGAAUGAAGGGGGUGUCUGUGGACUUUCCAGCCUUGGCCAAACACGGCGUGGCCAUGGUGGGGCCUCUCUUCAUUAACGAGUUUCUCACCAGUGAAACGCCACCCAAAGUGGAAGACUACUUGGUGGAAGAAUUUCAAGUCCAUUGGAACAAGAGCAAACAUUAGAAGAAACACUCUCAAACGUGUGUUUUAUCCUGGACAAUAUAAGAUUCAGUUAUUUGGA